UCGUCGAGGAUUCGAUUUCACUCUUGCUUUCCAAGAAUGUAUCUUGACUUUAGUACCAGCAUGUAUUUUCAUCGUUCUUUCAGCGCCUCGAAUACUGUAUCUGUUGCGAAGGAGAGACCAGGUUGUCCGGAAACAGUCAUAUACAUUGAAGCUGGCCGUGAUAGCGCUGUUAGCAACGUUACAACUAGUUCUUAUGACGCUGGCCGUCUCAAGAACUGAGUUCAGAACCCGAUUCUCGAUCGCU
Messenger RNA from [Torrubiella] hemipterigena, 244 nucleotides. NCBI's taxonomy places the organism in Eukaryota, Fungi, Ascomycota, Sordariomycetes, Hypocreales, Clavicipitaceae. The record is from the annotation of a GenBank genome assembly.